This is a messenger RNA of Nematocida ausubeli, 405 nucleotides long. RefSeq lists its product as uncharacterized. NCBI's taxonomy places the organism in Eukaryota, Fungi, Microsporidia. Bases 1 to 405 code for a protein of 134 amino acids. The record is from RefSeq and is a predicted model, not a curated record. The transcript has a single exon.
AUGAAGCAAAAUACAGAGAACAGUGAAGAGAGAAGAACUAACAAUCAGGAACCAGAGAAGAAGACCACUGAAGGAGAGAAGGAUUUGACAGAGCAUGAAAAGGAGAUGCAUGACAAAGCAGAGAAGCAAACAGAGGAAGCAACAACAAAGGUCACUGGGUUCUUCCAAGUAUUAACCGCAAAAAUAAAGGGAGGCGCAGAGGGGGUUCGCUCUGGCAUCCAUAAAUCAAUGAAUAAGAAUAAGUCCAAAUCAAACUGCACUGAGAAGAAAGAUGGACCAAACUGCAAGGACAAGUGCGAUCCAGAGGCAUCAAAGUGCUCUGAGAAGAAGCAUGAGCCAGACUGCAAGGACAAGUGCGAGGCAGACGCAUCAAAGUGCAAGGAUAAGAAAAAAGAGAUGCAAUAA